Messenger RNA from Clunio marinus, 249 nucleotides. NCBI's taxonomy places the organism in Eukaryota, Metazoa, Arthropoda, Insecta, Diptera, Chironomidae. The record is from the annotation of a GenBank genome assembly.
AUGAUAACUCACAAACUUUUUACCUUACUUGAAUAUUCAAUUUUAUCAUUUCCCAAUUUCAAUGCAGGCAAGCAACAUGUCACACCUAAAUGUGUAAGAGAUGUUGUACAUCAUAAACAACAAACCCGUAAACAGAAGUCACAUAUACAACGGAAUUUUGCACCUGAUAUAAAAUUGGAGAAGAAAAAGAAAGAAACUAGGAUUCGUGAAUGUGUAAUUGUUCGAUCGCAAACACAUUUUAUUAGUUAA